UAUAUAUACAAAAAUCAAAUUAAAAUAAUAAUAAAAUAUGUAAAAGUCCUCUCACCAAGACGAUUCCGUUUAAGGCCGGCCAAAACGGAAAAGUAAUCCCGGAACAUAAUUCUCUCUCACACAUACACACUGUCUGUGUGUGUAAUAAUAACGGAAUAUCACUUGCUUAUCACACACACAAACACACAUUCAUUUCACACACAGUUAUUCCGUUCACCGUCCAACCGCCGUGUUACAGAAAUUAGGUUUAUUUGAUAAUAAAUAGAGAAUUCUACAUACAUACAUACAUAAUAUCUAUAUAUAUAAAUAUAUUAGUUUCCGGUGAUGGCGGCAACAACAGAAGGACAAGAUAGAGUGUUAGCGACAGCUCAGCAAAUUGUAAAAUCACUAAAUAUGAAUACAAAAGCAACAGAAGAUAUGAUGUUAAUUUUAUCACAAUUUGAUAACCGUUUAUCUAAUAUCACCGAUUUUAUGGAUUCCGGUACCGCUGAUGAUGACGUCACCUUCACCGAACAGUUUGAACGCGCUGAGAAGAUCAUUCUUCGGUAUGAUGAUUCCGGUACCGGCGAAUUGCCGGAAGCUGAUGCAUCGGCGACGGCGACUUCGUCGGAGUAUUUUACUGCCGUUGAUUUGAUGAUUCAGCUGACGGAAAACCUACACGUUGAUGAAACGGAUGAACGAAACGAUGACGUUUUGGAUCGAGCUGAGAACGCUAUCCAGAUGGCUAUGUCGAGGUUAGAAGAUGAAUUUCGUUGCAUUUUGAUUCGUAGUACUGUCCCUUUAGAUGCUAAUGAGUUGUACGGGUCGGUUCGCGGUUCAAUUUCGGCUACGCGGUCGUUCGGUGAUGCUGAAACGGAACCGGAAUCGGCUGGUGGUUCGGUAACGGUUCCGCGUGCGUUAGGCGGAACCGGAUCCGAGACUGAGGAUGAAGCGGAGAGUUUUGGACAUGAUGUGUUGGAUCAGGAAGGGAGCAGUUUGCAUCAUGAGAGAGGCGCGAGUUUAGGAGGAGAUGUGAGUGUUGAUCUGAUUCGUUUUGAAGCUAUUGAUGAACUUAAAGAUAUUGCGGAUAGAAUGAUUAGGUCCGGAUAUGAGAAAGAGUGUUGUCAGGUAUAUACUAGUGUACGCCGUGAUGUUUUGGAUGAGUGUAUGUCGAUUUUAGGCGUGGAGAGAGUUAGUAUUGAAGAGGUGCAGAGAAUAGAAUGGAAAAGUUUGGAUUUAAAGUUGAAGAAAUGGAUUGAAGGUAUUAAGGUUGUGGUUAGGGUUCUGUUGAUUGGGGAGAAACGUUUGUGCGAAAUGAUAUUCAGUGAGUCGGAAACGAUUCAGGAGAUUUGCUUUGUUGAGACGACGAAAGGUUGUGUGAUGCAGUUGUUGAAUUUUGGUGAGGCAGUUGCAAUUAGUCAGAGGUCAUCAGAGAAACUAUUUAGGAUUCUUGACAUGUAUGAGGUUCUUGUUGAUGUUUCACGAGAUUUAGAAGGUUUGUUCACAGAUGAAUCUGGUGAAUUGGUUUGCAGUGAAGCUAAGGGAGUUUUGAGUGGUUUGGGUAUGGCAGCGGUUGGGACUUUUGUGGAAUUUGAGAACGCUGUCAAAGGUGAAAGUUCUAGGGCUGCACAGGGUGGCGAUCUUCAUCCGAUCACGCGUUAUGUUAUGAAUUAUUUGAAGUUAUUGGUGGAUUAUAGUGAAACGUUGAAUACCCUAUUGCCAAAAGGUGAUCAUCUUGAGCUGAAUUCUUCACAGUUAAAUGAUGGUGAUGGUGUUGAUACUAUAUCCCCUAUAGCACUUCGUGUGCAGUUACUGAUCACUUCUUUGGAGUCAAAUAUCGAUGAAAAGUCAAGAUUAUAUGAAGAUAGUGCAUUGAGAUACAUUUUCUUGAUGAAUAACAUUCUUUACAUAGUUCAGAAAGUUAAAGAAUCAGAGCUUCGGAACCUUUUGGGUGACCAGUGGAUCCGUAAACACCGUGGUAAGAUUCGCCAAUGGCACACGAGUUAUCUCAGAGCAGCAUGGAGCAAGGCGUUGCUGUAUCUGAAAGAUGAAGGGAUAAGUGGGAGCUCAACUAGUGCAUCCAAGGUGAUUCUUAAAGAACGAUUUAAAAACUUCAAUGCUUGUUUUGAAGAUAUCUAUAGGACACAAACACUCUGGAAGGUUCCUGAUGAGCAACUUCGGGAAGAACUUAGAAUAUCUAUAUCGGAAAAAGUCCUUCCAGCAUACCGUGCUUUUUUAGGGAGGUUCGGGAGUCAACUAGAGGGUGGAAGGCAUGGCGGGAAGUACAUAAAGUAUUACCCUGAUGACUUGGAGAAUUACCUUUCUGACUUAUUUGAAGGGAAACCUGUUGUUAUGAACCACAUGAAAAGAAAAAGUACAUAGGUACGUCUUCUGCUUCAAGGUCACUGCUUAUAAAUUUGCACACAUCCUAAAACCCAUCUUGAUGACUUGCUGUUUCUCAUCACUGGGUUUUGGUUGAAGGUUGUGAUUUGCCCACAGUUACAUACUGUAAUAAUUUGGUUCAUGUAUUAUUUAUCCUUCUAUAUGCGUUAGUUAUAGAGUGGUUUGUGUGUUCAUUAUCAUGAAUGCAUUAAUAGUUGAAUCAUAACUGUUACAGCUUGUAAACUAGUUUUAGGGUUUGUUAAUGUUAUCUUUACAGCUUUGUUUA
Molecule: messenger RNA, 2647 nt
Organism: Erigeron canadensis
Lineage: Eukaryota; Viridiplantae; Streptophyta; Magnoliopsida; Asterales; Asteraceae
Product: exocyst complex component EXO70B1-like
Exons: 1
Coding region: 325-2361 (678 amino acids)
Biological process (GO): exocytosis
Cellular component (GO): exocyst
Molecular function (GO): phosphatidylinositol-4,5-bisphosphate binding
Source: RefSeq, a predicted model, not a curated record